ACGCUGCAACUUGUCACCACUUCCUGGUGUGACUGCUGGGAAGAACGCAUUUGCUGCAUCAAAGAUGGCAUAUUCUCAGCAUAUAUUUGGUUCUGUAAGAGUUAACAUUGUGGAAAAAUAAGCGGCAAGUUGACAGAAGUGAAAGCGGAGAGCGGGUGGUAGCUGCCGCGGGCAGCGUUAACCCUCGUCGCGCUACGCACCUCCUGCUCUCUUAGCGGUAACUUGUCCCCUCUACCUUACUCUACAGUGCUAGCUGGUUAGCGCAAAUAGUAAAUAUUAGCUUCUCGGGCGAGCUUUCUCGUUGUGGGUUGCUAAAAUGGCCACCAUGGAGAAGCUAAUGAAGGCCUUUGAGUCUCUGAAGUCAUUUCAACAACAGCAGGGACCACCGACAGCAGAGGAGCUCGUUCAGAGACAAAAAAAGGAGCAAGCUGCAACAAAAAAGGACAGAGUGACCCAUUGCCUGACGAUAUGUGAAAACAUUGUGGCUCAAUCACUGAGAACAUCUCCAGAGUUUCAGAAACUGCUCGGGAUCGCCAUGGAGAUGUUUCUUCUCUGCAGCGAUGACAGUGAAUCAGAUGUCCGUAUGGUGGCUGAUGAGUGCCUGAACAAAAUCAUCAAAGCUCUGAUGGACUCGAACUUGCCAAGACUGCAGCUGGAGUUGUACAAAGAAAUUAAAAAGAACGGUGCCUCACGGAGUCUGAGGGCAGCUUUGUGGAGGUUUGCUGAGCUCGCCCACCUCAUCCGACCCCAGAAAUGCAGACCUUACCUGGUCAACCUGCUGCCAUGCCUCAGUCGGAUCACCAAGCGUCAGGAGGAAACCGUGCAGGAGACGCUGGCUGCAGCGAUACCCAAAAUCAUGUCAGCCUUGGGAAACUUCGCCAACGACGGCGAGAUUAAGGUGCUGCUGAAGUCAUUUGUUGCCAACCUGAAGUCCAGCUCCCCCACCAUCAGACGGACAGCAGCCAGCUGCGCCGUCAGCGUGUGCCAACACUCCAGACGCACAAGUUAUUUCUACACCUGGCUCCUUAAUGUGCUGCUGGGCCUGUUGCUUCCAGUCGAUGACGAACACCCGAGCCAUCUUAUCCUGGGGGUGCUGCUAACGUUUCGCUACCUGAUGCCCCUGCUGCAGAACCAAGUCAACACCAGCAGCCUCAAAGGGAGCUUUGGAGUGAUGAGGAAGGAGGCCGACGUCCAGCCAACACCCGAGCAACUCCUGCAGGUGUACGAGCUGACGCUGCACUACACGCAGCACUGGGAUCACAACGUGGUCACAGCCGCCCUGGAGCUCCUGCAGCAGAUGUUCAGGACUCCCCCGCCGGAGCUUCUGCACGUGCUCAUCACGGCCGGCAGCAUUCCUCACGCCACCGUGUUUCGUCAGGACACGGAGAGCCGCGCUCGCUCGGGCAGCAUCCUGGAGCUCAUCGCGGGGGGAGGGUCUUCCUGCAGUCCACUUCUUCUCAGGAAACAUAGAGGUAAAAUUCUUUCUGGAGAAGAGGAUGGGUUGGAGGACGACCCCGAGAGAGCAGAAGUCAACGCGGGAACCUUCACAGACGGCUCGUCUGCUGCUCAGGUGGACAUCAUCACAGAGCAGCCGCGCUCUUCGCAGCACACGCUGCAGCCCGGCGACUCUGUGGACCUCAGCGCCUCCUCCGAGCAGGGCGGCGGAGGCGGCACGUCCACAUCAGGCACCCCCGAGUCACCCAAUGAAAACGAAGAGGAAAUGCUGAGUCGAAGUUCCAGCGGCGCCAACGUCACCCCGGAGACAGCCGACUACACCACACCAGAAAACGCCACCCCAGAAGGCGGGGGGCCGCUCGGCGAAGGCGGGAUGGCGCUGGGCACUAAUGAUCGAUCGCUCCCACCAAGCGACUCGUCUCAGACGACCACAGAGGGACCGGAUUCGGCCGUGACACCUUCGGAUGUAGCAGAACUGCAGGCAGUCCAGCCACCUCCGCUCUCGCCGACUCCCACCGAGGGUCCCGACGCGCCAGCCAGCAGCUCCUCUGUCUACACCGCUUCUUUCUCCUCCUCGUCUUCUCUGUCUGUCUCGUCCUCUUCCUCCUUCUAUGCCACCUCCUCUUCUAGCACUAGUGACAAGGUCCUGGACGGCAGCGAGAGCCAGUACUCCGGCAUGCAGAUAGGAACGCUACAGGAUGAAGAAGAUGAAGGAGCAGCGCCUUCCUCCCAGGAAGAACCCUCGGAGCCGUUUCUGCAGUCGGCCCUCGCUCUGAGUAAGCCUCAUCUGUUCGAUGGCCGAGGUCACAAUCGGCAGGGUUCGGACAGCAGCGUGGACCGCUUCAUUCCCAAGGAUGAGCCUGCUGAACCCGAACCUGAUAAUAAGCCGUCACGGAUAGAGGGUCUAAUUGGACACUACACGGACCAGGGGGCGGAGCCACUGGUUCACUGUGUGCGACUUCUCGCCGCUUCUUUUCUUCUCACUGGACAGAAGAACGGAUUGAUUCCUGAUAAAGAGGUUCGAGUGAGCGUGAAGGCGUUGGCGGUCAGCUGCGUCGGAGCUGCAGCAGCGCUGCAUCCUGAAGCGUUCUUUAAUUCUCUCUACCUGGAGCCACUGGAUGGCGUCCCAGUUGCAGGUGGGAAGGUUUAUGUAAGAACAUCUCCAGAGUUUCAGAAACUGCUCGGGAUCGCCAUGGAGAUGUUUCUUCUCUGCAGCGAUGACAGUGAAUCAGAUGUCCGUAUGGUGGCUGAUGAGUGCCUGAACAAAAUCAUCAAAGCUCUGAUGGACUCGAACUUGCCAAGACUGCAGCUGGAGUUGUACAAAGAAAUUAAAAAGAACGGUGCCUCACGGAGUCUGAGGGCAGCUUUGUGGAGGUUUGCUGAGCUCGCCCACCUCAUCCGACCCCAGAAAUGCAGACCUUACCUGGUCAACCUGCUGCCAUGCCUCAGUCGGAUCACCAAGCGUCAGGAGGAAACCGUGCAGGAGACGCUGGCUGCAGCGAUACCCAAAAUCAUGUCAGCCUUGGGAAACUUCGCCAACGACGGCGAGAUUAAGGUGCUGCUGAAGUCAUUUGUUGCCAACCUGAAGUCCAGCUCCCCCACCAUCAGACGGACAGCAGCCAGCUGCGCCGUCAGCGUGUGCCAACACUCCAGACGCACAAGUUAUUUCUACACCUGGCUCCUUAAUGUGCUGCUGGGCCUGUUGCUUCCAGUCGAUGACGAACACCCGAGCCAUCUUAUCCUGGGGGUGCUGCUAACGUUUCGCUACCUGAUGCCCCUGCUGCAGAACCAAGUCAACACCAGCAGCCUCAAAGGGAGCUUUGGAGUGAUGAGGAAGGAGGCCGACGUCCAGCCAACACCCGAGCAACUCCUGCAGGUGUACGAGCUGACGCUGCACUACACGCAGCACUGGGAUCACAACGUGGUCACAGCCGCCCUGGAGCUCCUGCAGCAGAUGUUCAGGACUCCCCCGCCGGAGCUUCUGCACGUGCUCAUCACGGCCGGCAGCAUUCCUCACGCCACCGUGUUUCGUCAGGACACGGAGAGCCGCGCUCGCUCGGGCAGCAUCCUGGAGCUCAUCGCGGGGGGAGGGUCUUCCUGCAGUCCACUUCUUCUCAGGAAACAUAGAGGUAAAAUUCUUUCUGGAGAAGAGGAUGGGUUGGAGGACGACCCCGAGAGAGCAGAAGUCAACGCGGGAACCUUCACAGACGGCUCGUCUGCUGCUCAGGUGGACAUCAUCACAGAGCAGCCGCGCUCUUCGCAGCACACGCUGCAGCCCGGCGACUCUGUGGACCUCAGCGCCUCCUCCGAGCAGGGCGGCGGAGGCGGCACGUCCACAUCAGGCACCCCCGAGUCACCCAAUGAAAACGAAGAGGAAAUGCUGAGUCGAAGUUCCAGCGGCGCCAACGUCACCCCGGAGACAGCCGACUACACCACACCAGAAAACGCCACCCCAGAAGGCGGGGGGCCGCUCGGCGAAGGCGGGAUGGCGCUGGGCACUAAUGAUCGAUCGCUCCCACCAAGCGACUCGUCUCAGACGACCACAGAGGGACCGGAUUCGGCCGUGACACCUUCGGAUGUAGCAGAACUGGUCCUGGACGGCAGCGAGAGCCAGUACUCCGGCAUGCAGAUAGGAACGCUACAGGAUGAAGAAGAUGAAGGAGCAGCGCCUUCCUCCCAGGAAGAACCCUCGGAGCCGUUUCUGCAGUCGGCCCUCGCUCUGAGUAAGCCUCAUCUGUUCGAUGGCCGAGGUCACAAUCGGCAGGGUUCGGACAGCAGCGUGGACCGCUUCAUUCCCAAGGAUGAGCCUGCUGAACCCGAACCUGAUAAUAAGCCGUCACGGAUAAAGGGUCCAAUUGGACACUACACGGACCAGGGGGCGGAGCCACUGGUUCACUGUGUGCGACUUCUCGCCGCUUCUUUUCUUCUCACUGGACAGAAGAACGGAUUGAUUCCUGAUAAAGAGGUUCGAGUGAGCGUGAAGGCGUUGGCGGUCAGCUGCGUCGGAGCUGCAGCAGCGCUGCAUCCUGAAGCGUUCUUUAAUUCUCUCUACCUGGAGCCACUGGAUGGCGUCCCAGUUGCAGGGCAGCAGUACAUUAGUGACGUUCUGGGCCUCAUCGAACACGGAGACCCCCAGAUCAGAGGGGCCACAGCCAUCCUCUGUGGAGCCAUCAUCCUAGCUGCGCUUACCAAAACACGUUACAAUAUUCACACCUGGCUGGCCGGUGUGCAGAGUACAACAGGUAACCCUCUGUCCCUGGUGGAUUUGGUGCCUUUGCUCCAGAAAACUUUAAAAGACGAAUCCUCGGUCACCUGCAAGAUGGCGUGUGCUGCAGUCAGGCACUGCAUCAUGACGCUGUGCAGCAGCACGCUGAGCGAGCUCGGGUUGCAGCUGGUGAUAGACCUCUUCGCUCUGCGGGAUUCUUCCUACUGGCUUGUUCGCACCGAGCUCCUGGAAACUCUGUCCGAGUUAGACUUCAGAUUAAUUAAUUUCUUGGAGAGAAAAACUGAAACUUUGCACAAAGGAGACCAUCACUUUACUGGGCAACUACGGAUUCAGGACAGGGUCCUGAAUGAUGUGGUCAUCUAUCUGUUGGGAGACGAUGAUCCAAGAGUGCGACACGUUGCAGCCUCUGCUGUUAGCAGACUCGUUCCAAAAUUGUUCUUUGACUGUGACCAAGGCCAGGUAGACCCAGUGGUGGCCAUCGCCCGGGACCAGAGUUCAGUCUACCUGCAGCUACUCAUGCAUGAGACACAACCCCCGUCCCAGUUCACAGUCAGCACAAUCACAAGGACGUAUCGAGGCUACAACUUUUCUAACUCUGUGUCCGACGUCUCGUUGGAGAACAACCUGUCCAGAGUUGUUACUGCAGUCUCCCAUGCUUUCACAUCUUCCACCUCCAGAGCGCUAACUUUCGGCUGCUGCGAGGCUUUGUGUCUUCUAGCAUCAAACUUUCCUGUCGGUACCUGGAGUACAGGCUGGCACUGUGGCUAUGUUAGCUCUAGCAGCAACUUUUCUUAUCGUUCUAGUCUCAACCGCAGCAGAGGCAGGACACUCAGUUUGUCUCAGAGCGGCAACACUCCAGCCUCUUCGGCCGCCUCCUCGUCUGCGCUGGAUUCUGAGCGGAAGACGCUGACCGUGGGACCGGCCAACAUGGUGCUCUCCCUGCUGUCUUCUGCGUGGUUUCCUCUGGAUCUCUCUGCACACCAAGAUGCACUACUGCUCUGUGGGAACCUGCUUGCGGCUGUGGCUCCAAAAUGCUUACGCAACCCCUGGGCUGGAGAGGAGGAAGGAAGCACUGGGAACACUGGUGCAGGCCCAAAUAAAACAGAGGAACCCUGGACAGCCCUGUCAGAGCGCUCCCUGGUGGCCAUGGUGGAACAGCUGUUUUCUCAUCUGCUAAAGGUUCUCAACAUCUGUGCGCACGUUCUGGAUGACACGCCGCCGGGACCAGCAGCUAAGGCUGCUCUCCCCUCUCUGAGCAACACGCCGUCCCUGAGUCCCAUCCGCAGGAAAGGGAAGGAGAAGGAGACGACCGAGGCCGCUGCUGCACCCAUGAGCCCAAAGAAGAGCAACGAGAUCAACACAGCAGGCAGGCAAGCAGACAGCACCACUUCAGCAGCUGUGAACAAAUCCAUCACCCUGGGCAGCUUCUACCACCUGCCUCCCUACCUCAAGCUCUACGACGUCCUCAAAGCGACACACGCCAACUAUAAGGUGACGUUGGAUCUCCACAGCAGCCAGGAGAAGUUUGGAGGUUUUCUGCACGCUGCCUUGGAUGUUUUGUCCCAGCUGCUGGAGCUGGCCACGCUGCAUGACAUCGGAAAGUGUGUAGAGGAAAUUCUGGGCUACCUGAAGUCCUGUUUCUCCAGAGAACCGACCAUGGCCACUGUUUGUGUGCAGCAGCUGUUGAAGACGCUGUUCGGGACCAACCUGGCUUCCCAGUAUGAAAGUGUGCUGAGCGGACCCAGCCGCUCCCAGGGCAAAGCCCUGCGCCUCGGCUCGUCCAGCCUGCGCCCGGGCCUCUACCACUACUGCUUCAUGGCUCCGUACACACACUUCACCCAGGCUCUGGCUGAUGCCAGCCUCCGUAACAUGGUGCAGGCUGAGCAGGAGCAGGACACCUCGGGAUGGUUUGAUGUUAUGCAAAAAGCAUCCAAUCAGCUGAGAUCCAACAUCGCCAACGCUACACGUCACAGAGGAGACAAGAAUGCUAUUCACAACCACAUCCGUCUGUUUGAGCCGCUUGUGAUCAAAGCUUUGAAGCAGUACACCACCAGUACCUCUGUGGCCCUGCAGAGACAGGUUCUGGACCUGUUGGCCCAGCUUGUGCAGCUCAGAGUCAAUUACUGCCUGCUGGACUCGGAUCAGGUUUUCAUAGGCUUUGUCCUGAAGCAGUUUGAAUAUAUCGAAGUGGGCCAGUUCAGGGAUUCUGAAGCCAUCAUCCCAAACAUCUUUUUCUUCCUGGUUUUGCUGUCUUACGAACGUUACCACUCCAAGCAGAUUAUCAGCAUCCCCAAGAUCAUCCAGCUGUGCGACGGCAUCAUGGCGAGCGGCAGGAAAGCGGUCACCCACGCCAUUCCUGCCUUGCAGCCUAUAGUUUAUGAUCUUUUUGUGCUGAGAGGUUCAAACAAAGCAGAUGCAGGCAAAGAGCUGGACACUCAGAAGGAAGUGGUGGUGUCCAUGCUUCUCAGACUCGUGCAGUACCAUCAGGUGUUGGAGAUGUUCAUUCUCGUUCUGCAGCAGUGUCACAAAGAGAAUGAGGACAAGUGGAAAAGACUGUCCAGGCAGAUCGCAGAUGUUAUUCUUCCUAUGAUUGCAAAGCAGCAGAUGCUGCUGGACUCUCCAGAGGCGUUAGGAGUGUUGAACACCUUGUUUGAGACUGUGGCCCCCUCCUCUCUCAGACCAGUCGACAUGCUGCUGAAGAGCAUGUUCACUAUCCCCGUCACCAUGGCAUCUGUCGCUACAGUCCAGCUGUGGGUGUCUGGAAUCCUGGCGGUGCUCAGAGUACUCGUGUCGCAGUCCACCGAGGACAUCGUCUUGUCUCGGGUCCACGAGCUGUCCCUCUCCCCACACCUCCUCUCCUGCCACACGAUUCGCCGCCUGCAUCAGCAGAACCCGUCCCCCAGCAGCCCGCCCGCCGCCGACGCCAGCUGUGACCAGGAAGCCGGCGAAGACGCGCAGAAGGUUCCACCUGAAGAAACCUUUGCAAGGUUCCUGCUGCAGCUGGUCGGGGUUUUGCUUGACGAUAUUUCUAGCAGACGGGUCAAAGUGGACAUUACGGAGCAACAGCACACCUUCUACUGCCAGCAGCUGGGAACGCUGCUCAUGUGUUUCAUUCAUAUUUUUAAAAGCGGAAUGUUUCGCAGGAUCACGACUGCAGCCAGUCGGCUCCUGAAGGGCGAGGGCGGCGGGCAGCCGGGUCCGGAGGCCGGCCUCUACUACCCUUUAGAGGGGCUGAACAGCAUGGUGCAGAGCCUCGUCACCACCCACCCGCCAUUGGUGCUGCUGUGGUGCCAGGUCCUUCUCAUCAUUAACUACACUAACUAUUCGUGGUGGGCCGAGGUUCAUCAGACUCCCAGAGGUCACAGCCUCUCAUGCACAAAGCUGCUAAGUCCACACUCCUCUGGUGAAGGACAAGAGGAAGAAAAACCAGAGUCCCGGUUAGCAAUGGUCAACAGGGAGAUUGUACGCAGGGGAGCUCUGAUUCUCUUCUGUGACUACGUGUGUCAGAAUCUCCACGACUCGGAGCAUUUGACCUGGCUGAUCGUCAACCACGUGCGUGACCUCAUCAGUCUUUCCCAUGAGCCUCCAGUACAAGAUUUCAUCAGCGCUGUCCACCGCAACUCUGCCGCCAGUGGCCUCUUCAUUCAGGCGAUCCAGUCUCGAUGCGACAAUCUCCCCACUCCUACCAUGCUAAAGAAGACUUUACAGUGUUUGGAAGGCAUCCACCUGAGUCAGUCUGGCUCUCUGCUCAUGCUUUAUGUGGACAAGCUGCUCAACACGCCGUUCAGGGUUUUAGCUCGCAUGGUGGACACGCUGGCGUGCCGAAGAGUGGAAAUGUUGCUGGCUGAGACGCUGCAGAACAGCAUAGCCCAGCUGCCUGUGGAGGAACUGGAGAGGAUUCAGGAAUACCUCCAGACCAGCGGGCUAGCUCAAAGGCAUCAGAGGUUCUACUCCCUGCUGGACAGGUUCAGAGCCACUGUUGCCGACACCAGCAGCCCAGCACCUCCAGUCACGUCCCACCCUCUGGAUGGGGAUCCACCCAUAGCCCCAGAAAAGGUUGUUGCCGACAAGGAGUGGUAUGUUGCUCUGGUGAAGUCGCAGUGCUGUCUCCAUGGAGAUGUUUUCCUGCUCGAAACAACAGAGCUUCUCACUAAAUUACCUGCUGCUGAUCUAUUCUCCGUUAUGAGCUGCAAGGAUUUCAAUCUCAGCCUGUUGUGUCCCUGCCUGGGUUUGGGAGUGCAGAGGUUAAUCCGGGGUCAGGGAUCUCUGUUGUUGGAGACGGCCCUGCAGGUGACCCUCAAUCAGCUAGAAGAGGUCACGGGGUCACUUCCUGCCCCACACCAGUCCUUCCUGCCGCCACCUCACCCCCAGCCAUACUGGAACCAGCUGGGUGACGUGUAUGACAAGCCGGGUUUCUACCCCAGGGUUCUGGCCCUCUGCAGAGCUUUGUCCCAGUAUCUGUUGAGUGUCAAUCAGCUACCUUCAUCACUACAUAUUCCCUCUGACAAGGAGCAACUCAUCACCUCCUUCACCUGCAUGGCGGCUGAGGUGGUUGCAUGGUGGCUGCUUCAGGACCAGCUGCCCCUCAGCGUGGACCUGCAGUGGGCUCUGUCCUGCCUCUGCCUGGCCCUGCAGCAGCCCUGUGUGUGGAACAAGCUCUCUACCUUGGAGUACAAGACGUACACCUGCUCCCUCAUCUACUGCCUGCACCUCACCAUUGCUGCUGUGGCUGUUCAUCCUGGUGACCGGCUGCUGCAUCCAGAGAAGAAAAAGUCUCGAGGAGAAAAAGACGGUGAAGAUCAGCUGGAUUCGGCUCUUCUCAACAUCCAAUGCGAGUGGCAAGCAUGUGAGAUCAUGGCAGAACUGGUGGAAGGACUGCAGAGCAUCCUCUCCUUGGGUCACCCGAGGAACCGGGCGUUUCCAGUUUUCCUCACGCCGACGUUGCGAAACAUCAUCAUCAGUAUUUCACGCCUGCCUCUGGUCAACAGCUACACCAGAGUACCUCCACUGGUUUGGAAACUGGGCUGGUCCCCACAACCAGGUGGAGAAUUUGGCACAACGCUGCCUGAGAUCCCUGUGGACUUCCUGCAGGAAAAGGACGUCUUCAGGGAAUUCCUUUACCGCAUCAACACAUUGGGCUGGAGCAGUAGGACUCAGUUUGAGGAAACCUGGGCCACUCUGCUGGGGGUGCUGGUCACCCAACCAAUCACAAUGGAUCAGGAGGAAGAGACUCAGCAAGAGGAGGACCUGGAGCGUACCCAGUUAAACGUGCUAGCAGUGCAGGCUAUCACCAGCCUGGUGCUGAGCGCCAUGACCCUGCCCACUGCUGGCAACCCCGCAGUCAGCUGUCUGGAACAGCAGCCCCGAAACAAAAGCCUUAAAGCUCUGGAAACACGGUUUGGAAGGAAACUCGCUGUGAUUCGCGGAGAAGUGGAGCGAGAAAUUCAGGCUCUAGUGUCAAAGAGGGACAACGUCAGCACACACCACCCGUACCACGCCUGGGACCCUGUGCCCUCACUCUCGGCUGCUUCUGCAGGUACGCUGAUCAGCCACGAGAAGUUGCUGCUUCAGAUCAACACAGAGAGGGAGUUGGGCAACAUGGAUUACAAACUGGGGCAGGUCUCCAUCCAUUCAGUCUGGUUAGGUAAUAACAUCACUCCUCUUAGGGAGGAAGAAUGGGGUGAGGACGAAGAAGACGAAGCGGACACUCCGGCGCCGACCUCCCCACCUUUAUCGCCGAUAAAUUCGAGGAAGCACCGUGCAGGUGUAGACAUUCAUUCAUGUUCCCAGUUUCUCCUGGAGCUCUACAGCCAGUGGUUGAUCCCGGGCUCUCCCAGCAACAGGAGGACGCCCACCAUCCUCAUCAGUGAAGUGGUCCGAUCGCUGCUGGCGGUGUCGGACCUGUUCACAGAGAGGAACCAGUUCGACAUGAUGUUCUCCACCCUGAUGGAGCUCCAGAAGCUUCACCCGCCCGAAGACGAGAUCCUGAAUCAGUACCUGGUGCCCGCCAUCUGUAAGGCUGCUGCCGUGCUGGGCAUGGACAAGGCGAUAGCCGAGCCGGUGUGUCGCCUGCUGGAGACGACGCUGCGCAGCACCCACCUGCCCAGCCGCAUGGGGGCUCUGCACGGGGUGCUCUACGUGUUGGAGUGUGACCUGCUGGACGACACGGCUAAGCAGCUCGUCCCCACAGUCUCCGAGUACCUUCUGUCAAACCUCAAGGCCAUUGCUCACUGUGUGAACCUGCAUAACCAGCAGCAUGUGUUGGUGAUGUGUGCAGUGGCCUUCUACAUGAUGGAGAACUACCCUCUGGAUGUCGGAGCUGAGUUUAUGGCCGCAGUCAUACAACUCUGUGGUGUGAUGGUGUCGGCCAGCGAGGACUCCACUCCCUCCAUCAUCUAUCACUGCGUUCUGCGCGGACUGGAGCGCCUCCUGCUGUCGGAGCAGCUGUCUCGCGUCGACGGAGAAGCUUUGGUCAAGCUCAGCGUGGAUCGCGUCAACAUGUCGUCGCCUCACCGAGCCAUGGCCGCCCUGGGCCUCAUGCUCACCUGCAUGUACACCGGCAAGGAGAAAGCCAGCCCUGCCAGCCGCCCUGCCCACUCUGACCCGCAGGCCCCGGACAGCGAGUCGGUCAUUGUCGCCAUGGAGAGGGUCUCCGUGCUCUUUGACAGGAUCAGGAAGGGUUUGCCCAGCGAGGCUCGGGUCGUGUCGAGGAUUCUGCCCCAGUUUCUGGACGACUUCUUCCCUCCGCAGGACGUCAUGAACAAAGUCAUUGGCGAGUUCCUGUCCAAUCAGCAGCCGUACCCACAGUUCAUGGCCACUGUUGUCUACAAGGUUUUCCAGACGCUCCACGCCACUGGCCAGUCUUCCAUGGUGCGCGACUGGGUGCUGCUGUCUUUGUCCAACUUCACUCAGAGGACACCGGUAGCCAUGGCCAUGUGGAGCCUGUCCUGCUUCUUUGUCUCCGCUUCCACCUCCCAGUGGAUCUCUGCCCUACUUCCACAUGUGAUCAGCCGGAUGGGGUCCAGUGAGACGGUGGACGUCAACCUGUUCUGCCUGGUCGCCAUGGACUUCUAUCGGCACCAGAUCGACGAGGAGCUGGACCGCCGGGCCUUUCAGUCGGUGUUCGAGACGGUGGCGUCGCCGGGGAGCCCCUACCACCAGCUGCUGGCCUGUCUGCAGUCCAUCCACCAGGAAGCGUCACUCUGAAGGGCAGCACGCCCAGGCAGACAUGCAGACAGUCAGGCUCAGAGAGAAAGUGAAUUAGAGAGAUGAGUAAUUGAAUCUGCAUGUUCGGCUCCCUGAUAAAUUGUGGUGGUGGGAAAGAACAGGAUGUUUAUCCAACCUGAGCUACUGAAGCCUCAUUUCUCCCUCUCUAUCUAUCCAUCUUUCUCUCUCUCUUUCUCUCCCCGCUUCCACCUUUGAAAAAUGUAAACCGCUGAACCCACGAGUGCGAGCUCGGUGGCGUUCUGGAGCGUCAAAAUGAAGAAUGAGACGUUAGGUCUGUGAAACGUACACGAGGCUGAAUUCUGGAAGAGGAAGCCCCUGACUUAGAUGUGAAGGACGAGGGUUGAAGCUCUGGCAGAUUCCUCCCCACACAGCAGCACCUUUUUCUUUAAAAACAAACAGAAGAUAAUGUAAAUCAAAUACAAGACGGCUUUAUUUCUUUGCUCUUAGGACUUGCUUAAGUAUUGUGAUGUCAGUAAAGUUAAAUAGAGACAAAGUAUUUGCUAUAUUUAAAGUUUCAACUCAUCUAUUUUUCAGUGAAUUUUGUUAAAAAAUGCUUAGUUGGGACUUUAAACAUGAGGCUGACACACAAGGGUCAGAGACGCCUGCUCAAUGUUGUUGAAAAUUCUAUAUUUAAGUUGUGUGUUUGUGUUUAUUCAGACAUGCAGAAGGCAAAAAGAUAACUGGUUUCUAUGUAAGAAUGCUAAUCAUUAUGUCCUGCCCUCUUUCUGUCGAAGCGGGGAACUCGAGACGAACUUCUUACCGCAGGAAGUGUAACUUAUUUCAGCAAGACGCCACACCUACUCUGGAUGGUUCACAUAGAGUCAAAAAGUUAAACGGGUAAAUGCCGGGCAUAAUUUAAGGUCGGGUUUUGUGAAAGUUUAAUCAUUUUAACAGUUUAAAUCCCCCCCAAUUUACAUCGUCAACCUGUUCUGUGAGAAAAAUACCAAAAUCUUUUCUUGCCUUUUUUUUUUUUUUUUUAAUCCAGUGCAGGUGGGUGUAAAGAGUUUCUUCUUAUGAUUUUAUGAAUUCACUAAAAUCUAUCUACUUUUUUUUUUAUAUAUUAGCUGCAGAUCUGAAUGAUUCCACCUGUCCAUUACUUCUACAUUUUUAAGUCUCAGGAUGUUGGAUGUGACUUUAUUGUUAUUGUCAUUAAACUGGAGGUAGUUUCCAGUCUUACGUGGAGCUACCUUCUUAUUCUGUAAAAAAAAGAAAAGAGAAAAAAAAAAGAUAUAUAUGUAAAAAAAAAAAUCAACUGUACAGUAAUCUGAAAGCCAUGGUGCAUGAU
Molecule: messenger RNA, 13193 nt
Organism: Poecilia latipinna (sailfin molly)
Lineage: Eukaryota; Metazoa; Chordata; Actinopteri; Cyprinodontiformes; Poeciliidae
Gene: htt
Product: huntingtin
Exons: 83
Coding region: 317-11887 (3856 amino acids)
Cellular component (GO): nucleus; cytoplasm
Source: RefSeq, a predicted model, not a curated record